This is a messenger RNA of Haliotis rubra (blacklip abalone), 1200 nucleotides long. RefSeq lists its product as uncharacterized. Lineage: Eukaryota; Metazoa; Mollusca; Gastropoda; Lepetellida; Haliotidae. The transcript is spliced from 3 exons. The record is from RefSeq and is a predicted model, not a curated record. Bases 1 to 1200 code for a protein of 399 amino acids.
AUGGCAGGCGUGGUAUAUUGGAUAUUGAUUGACCAUGGUAAUAUACAGGGACGAAGGAGUCAGACUGUGCUGAGUAAGCCCCUCAUCUUCCACGGGACCGGAUCGGGUCAGCCUAGUCAUCUACCCCGGGACAGGAUCGAGUCAGCCUCGUCAGCCACCCGGGACCGGAUCGAGUCAGCCUCGUUAUCCUCCACGGGACCGGAUCGAGUCAGCCUCGUCAGCUCCCCGGGCCCAGAUCGAGUCAGCCUCCUCGGGACUGGACGAGUCAGCCUCCCCGGGCCCGGAUCGAGUCAGCCUCGUCAGCUCCCCGGGCCCGGAUCGAGUCAGCCCCGUCAUCCUCCUCGGGACUGGACGAGUCAGCCUCCCCGGGCCCGGAUCGAGUCAGCCCCGUCAUCCUCCACGGGACCGGAUCGGGUCAGCCUAGUCAUCUACCCCGGGACAGGAUCGAGUCAGCCUCGUCAGCCACCCGGGACCGGAUCGAGUCAGCCUCGUUAUCCUCCACGGGACCGGAUCGAGUCAGCCUCGUCAGCUCCCCGGGCCCAGAUCGAGUCAGCCUCCUCGGGACUGGACGAGUCAGCCUCCCCGGGCCCGGAUCGAGUCAGCCUCGUCAGCUCCCUGGGCCCGGAUCGAGUCAGCCCCGUCAUCCUCCACGGGACCGGAUCGAGUCAGCCUCCUCGGGACUGGACGAGUCAGCCUCCCCGGGCCCGGAUCGAGUCAGCCUCGUCAGCUCCCCGGGCCCGGAACGAGUCAGCCUCGUCAGUCCCCCGGGACCGGAACGAGUCAGCCCCGUCAUCCUCCACGGGACCGGAUCGAGUCAGCCUCGUCAGCUCCCCGGGCCCGGAUCGAGUCAGCCUCGUCAGCCCCCCGGGACCGGAACGAGUCAGCCCCGUCAUCCUCCACGGGACCGGAACGAGUCAGCCCCGUCAUCCUCCACGGGACCGGAACGAGUCAGCCCCAUCAUCCUCCACGGGACCGGAUCGAGUCAGCCUCGUCAGCUACACGGGACCGGAUCCAGUCAGCCUCGUCAGCCCCCCGGGACCGGAACGAGUCAGCCUCCUCGGGACCGGAUCGGAUGAAGUCAGCCUCGCCACCUCGCCAGCCUCCCCGGGACUGGAUCGAGUCAGCCUCGCCCUCCACCCCGGGAUCGGACCGGAUCGAGUCAGCCUCGUCACCCUCGUCAGCCUCAACGAGACCGGAUGA